This is a messenger RNA of Psylliodes chrysocephalus, 2317 nucleotides long. The record is from the annotation of a GenBank genome assembly. Lineage: Eukaryota; Metazoa; Arthropoda; Insecta; Coleoptera; Chrysomelidae.
UACUAUCAUUGCGUUCGGUUUGCCACGUUCCUUUAACACUUUUAACUCCAAACGACUCUUUUAGCGUUCGGUUUAGUCCGAUUAGUGACAGUUUAACACGCUUAAAUGUCAUUUAAAAGCACCCUAAAAUUUGUCCCGCUCCAGCCCCUGACUGACCGAACUCGCCUAAAAUCAUAACUUGUCAAUUGUCAUUGCCCACGGACAGCAUUUUGACAGGUCUUUUAUUUUAGUAAUUUAAAUUUUUUGUUGAAUAAUAAUUAGCGAAUUUUUAUGAUGUAUGUAAAACAAGAAGAAUGCUUAGAUCUUCGUGAAGAUAUUUUAAAAAAAGAACCAAAACUUGUUUCUGGACAACAAAUUUAUAAAAACGAACAUGACGAUGUUUUUAAAGAAUUUGAGACCAAAACCCCUGGACUAGGACAGGAUGUUGAAAUUAAACAAGAAAUUAUUGAAUAUGAAAAUUGUCAAGAGCCUAAAAUUGAAGAACGUUCUGAUAUGCUGCCAAAAAUUGACCAUGAUUCAAUGUUCAAAGAAAACAUGCCAUUUUGUCCUACAACUAUUAAAAAAGAACUCGACAACACUAGUGAAGUGAACCAGACGGAUAUUAGAGAUAUGAAGGAAGAGUUUGGCGAAUAUGUUCAGUCUAAAUUUGAAAUUUUAACUACCCAUUGUGAUUUACCGACUUUGAAAAAUGAAAAUACUGAAUCGGAGACUGAAUAUUUAGAUUGUUCGACAGAGUCGUGCAAAAAGGAACAAGACCAAAGGAUAUCUAAAAAAAAUAACUCAAAUGUUUUGAAUAUAAAAAAGAAAAGUCAAAAAUAUUUCAAGGGACAUUUGCGGAAGGGCCACAUCAAAAAAAUUGACCUACAAAAAACAUUCAAGUGUGACAUUUGUUCCAAAGAAUUUUCUCGAAAAUAUAGCUUGCAGCAACAUUUAAUAACCCAUAAUGAUGAAAAACCAUUUAAGCCAUUUCAGUGUAACAUUUGUUCUAAGGCAUUUGCUCGUAAACAUUACUUACAGUCACAUUUUAGAACGCACGGUCCUCAAAAACCAUUCAAAUGUAACAUUUGUUCCAAGAAAUUCAAUCAUAAAUAUAACUUACAGACUCAUUUAAGAUUGCACAAUAACGAAAAACUGUUAGAGUGUAACAUUUGUUCCAGGAAAUUUCACGUGAAAUCUAGCUUACAAAGCCAUUUAGUAACUCACACUAAUACAAAAUUGUUCAAGUGUAACUUUUGUUCCAAGGAAUUUAAUCAUAAAUCUAAUUUUAGGACACAUUUAAGAACGCACACUAAGGAAAAACCAUUUAAGUGUAACAUUUGUUCCAAGCUAUUCAAUCAUACAUCUAAUUUACAUAGACAUUUAAAAACGCACACUUUCAAGUGUGACAUUUGUUCCAAGGAAUUUAGUCAAAAAGCAGAUUUGCAUCAACAUUUAAUAAUUGAUGAAAAACCAUUGAAGUGUGACAUUUGUUCCAAAGAAUUUAUUUAUAAACACAUAUUACAGAAUCAUUUAAAAACCCACACUAAUGGAAAUCAAUUCAAGUGUGACAUUUGUUCUAAGGAAUUUACUGGGAAAUUCGUCUUACAGCGACACUUGUUAACCCACACUAAUGAAAAACCAUUCCAGUGUGAUAUUUGUUCUAAGGAAUUUAAUUAUAAGUAUAGCUUGAAGGUACAUUUAAGAAGUCACACUAAUGAAAAACCGUUCCAGUGUAACAUUUGUUCCAAGGAAUUUAAAUGUAAAACUAGUUUACCAAUACAUUUAAGAACCCACAUUAAUGAAAAAGGAAUUUAAUCAUAAACCUAAUUUAUAGAAACAUUUAGGAUCUCACACUAAUAAAAAAUAAUUCAACUAAUAUUUGUUCCAAGGAAUUUGAUCAUAAACCUAAUUUACAGAAAUAUUUAUUAUCUCACACUAAUGAAAAAUCGUUCCAGUAUAACAUUUGUUCCAAGUAAUAUAAACACAAAAUUAGUUUACAAAUACAUUUAAAAUCCCACACUAAUGAAAAACGGUUCAAAUGUAACUUUUCUUCCAAGGAAUUUUUAUAAAAAAAAAUGGCUUACAAGUACAUACGAACCCACAUUAAUAAGCCAUUCAAUUGUAUCAUUUGUUUUGUAGUACUUAUUGAAUGUUACAGUACAUCACUACUACUCUUUGUAGUCAUGUUGUUUUACAGUGGUAAAACUUUGGGUUGCCUCUGUCAACUGUUGUUCAAGGCGAUACCCCUUGUUUUAUAUUUUAUGCAUUAUUAUUCUGUUUUUAUGGUGAUACAACAGGUUGUAUAGACUUUCGGUAGUUAUGAAUGGUGAAUAAAUGC